Messenger RNA from Cylicostephanus goldi, 485 nucleotides. The record is from the annotation of a GenBank genome assembly. NCBI's taxonomy places the organism in Eukaryota, Metazoa, Nematoda, Chromadorea, Rhabditida, Strongylidae.
UUAUUUUUGAAUAGUCUGGUAACAAUUGUGUUGGUUUCUGCCAUAGCAGAGUUAUUUUCAGGUCGGCCGGAGUGUCGCCUUCGAGGGAACGGCGAAACACAGUACGUGAUUGAAAUUGCUGUAUUCAACGACCCGUGCCUCACGCAGAUGCCUGCUCCAGGCGUGUUCCAGAACAGAAUUCGGAUAGGACAAAAUCCUGCAGUAAUUUUGCAAGGUGAUCAAACGCUCACUGUAAAAUGCGUCUACGGACUGCCUGAAGUGGAGACGCUACCACUACCGAUUGUCAGCCCAAAUUUCAAUAUUGAAAGCGGGGCAACCACAUCAGUGGGUCUUCCUUCUGGUGCCAUCAUUCCGACAUCUCACACUAUCACUGGCACUCUACCACAACCUCAACUACAACCACAUCCCUCCGCCACUGGACGAGCAGGCUCCGGAGGUUUAGAGAUCUCUGAGAGUACACAGGUUCGCCAAUCUGCUUUGUAAUG